Molecule: messenger RNA, 538 nt
Organism: Miniopterus natalensis
Lineage: Eukaryota; Metazoa; Chordata; Mammalia; Chiroptera; Miniopteridae
Gene: MIF
Product: macrophage migration inhibitory factor
Molecular function (GO): cytokine activity; phenylpyruvate tautomerase activity
Source: RefSeq, a predicted model, not a curated record
AGCGCAGGUUCCCGGGCUGCAGCCGCGCGUGAGUGAGCGGGCUUGUCUGGUUCUCGUCGUCCUUCCGCCAUCAUGCCGAUGUUCGUGGUGAACACCAACGUGCCCCGCGCCUCGGUGCCGGACGGGCUUCUCUCCGAGCUCACGCAGCAGCUGGCGCAGGCCACGGGCAAGCCGGCCCAGUAUAUCGCGGUGCACGUGGUUCCGGACCAGCUCAUGGCUUUCGGUGGCUCAAGCGAUCCCUGCGCGCUCUGUAGCCUUCACAGCAUCGGCAAGAUCGGCGGCCCGCAGAACCGCUCCUACAGCAAGCUGCUGUGCGGCCUGCUGGCCGACCGCCUGCGCAUCAGCCCCGACAGGAUCUACAUCAACUACUACGACAUGAACCCGGCCAACGUGGGCUGGAACAGCUCCACCUUCGCCUGAGGGCCACUCCGCCCCGAACCCAUUGGCACCAGACCCUACCGCCCGAAGUAUUUUCCCGCCUUGAUCACAGCGACCCCCACCUCCGGGUCGGGAGAAAUAAACGGUUUGGAGCCCUCGG